AUGAGCUUUCAGCAUUUUCGCCUGGGAGAACUUCCCCUGCACCAGCAACAACAAACCACUCCUUCUUCCACUUUUCCCAGCAAUCCUCACAAAUCAGUCUCUUCUUCCUCAUCAAAGCAACCUUAUGGGUCAGGAGACUCGGACGACGGCUACACCCUCGUCUUUCCCAAUCUCGAUGAGUUUCAGGCUUGGCGUGCUAAUGAGGAGGAGCGGCAAAUGGUCGAGUUCGUCAAGGGCGAUACUCAUGGAAGCAAGGCCGUCCCACCGCGUUUCAAGGACCACACUAAGCUAGUCUGUGCGAGACAUUCACGAAGUGGCAGAAAGAAGUAUGUCAAGAAACAUCCAGAGAGAGUUCGAAAGGUUCCCAGUCGCAAGCUCGAAGGUCAAGGUUGUCCAGCAUCUAUAAGCUACAAGACUUACUUCGACACGGAGGAAGUGCGCGCUUGUUAUUGGUGUCGCAAAUUUGCCUUACACGCGACGCGGCCGCAAGGCUGCUGUCCAAUCAGAGAAAGAACGUGGCCGCAAAAGCAUGAGCGCUCCAGAGGGCGGCAGUGUAAUAUCGCCUCUACGAGUGCCAGCGCAUCUGUCGCACCUUCAAACACCCAACCUAAUAAUACAUUCGUGUCUGCGGUAUCCAUGCUAGCUCCUCUCCCCGUCCAGCCCUCAUAUCCAACUUCGCACCCCCAGCCAUACGGCUACCAAGUUCAGCAUCAGCAACAACAACCGCAACAACACCAAUACGCCCCCCUCGCAGGACACCAAAGCAUAUCACAUGAGCGAUGGGAAAAUAUGGCGACACUCUUCCACACAAUACGCGAUCAUGCUAGAGCGUUUGAAUAUCCUACUGCCAGCGUUGCGGCACUAGAAACGGUGCUCAUAAGGCUAUACUUAGAGAGCCCGAUGGGAGUGGGAGUUGGAAUGGGGGUACAGCCGAACCUAGGGGUUAUUUUACAGCAUGGAAUGGGACAGCAGCGGCCGGCUACACAAGCCAACAGCGAUGUCAACGGUGUUCCUGUUAAUGAGGAGCCAUGA
Messenger RNA from Laccaria bicolor S238N-H82, 1032 nucleotides. RefSeq lists its product as uncharacterized. Bases 1 to 1032 code for a protein of 343 amino acids. The record is from RefSeq and is a predicted model, not a curated record. The transcript is spliced from 5 exons. Lineage: Eukaryota; Fungi; Basidiomycota; Agaricomycetes; Agaricales; Hydnangiaceae.